Molecule: messenger RNA, 750 nt
Organism: Oldenlandia corymbosa var. corymbosa
Lineage: Eukaryota; Viridiplantae; Streptophyta; Magnoliopsida; Gentianales; Rubiaceae
Source: the annotation of a GenBank genome assembly
AUGAAAUUAUGCUCCAAGGGAAUAUCAAAGAUCAGGAUAUUUGUAUCCUUCUUGACACCGCUUCUGUAUGCAAUGUUGUCUAUAAGUCUACGUUGGUCUUCUCUCUCUUUGACUAUUAAAGAGCUUUCAUCCCCUCAGGUUGUUACAGUUCCUGGUAAUGUAAAUAUGGCUAUGAGUUGGGGUUGCCUUGCAGAUCUGAAGUUUGAUGGAGGUGGAGGGUCAUGCUCCGAUCUCUUAUUUCAGAAGAAGGUGGAACUUUUUGUAGCCGAUAGUGUUGGUGAAGGUGGAGGUAUCGAUGUUGUGUUGGGUGUAGAUUGGAUGGCUGCCUACAGUCUUGUCAUUUGUCACUACAAGGUAGCGUCUGUUACUAUGCAUGUCGAUGGUCGGGCAUACACUUUGAAAGGAUACCGGUUAGAAACACCUACUGCCCAUAGGGUUUCGUGUGCUUUGUCUGAAUUGCCACCAAGGAUUUGUAUUGUUAUCUCAGAGCUUUUAAGAGGGUAUCCUAAUGAAAAAUUCUAUGUACUUUUUGAUACUGCAUCAAAGAUGUCUUUUGUUAGUUCGUCAAUUGUUAAGAAGUUUGGAUUGAAUACCAAUAGGAAUUCUUUUUUUGGUGGGGUGGAUAGCCGAAUGCACCAUGCUUCAAAAACUUGUUGUGUUGAGCAGUCCUUUGGGGAAUCUGGUUUCAGCUUUGAUUGCUAUUUCAAUGACAUUUCUCAAGGGGUGGAUCUGUUGCUGGGAGUGAACUAG